AUGGCUUCCUCCUCCUGGGCUGGCUAUGGCCCCGCGGCUCCCACCCAGGGACCUUCUUCCGCCCACCUCCAACGCAGCGCCUCGGGUGACCGUCAGAAGAAGCCUCAGUCCCGACAACUCCUUUCGUGUACCAAAUGUCGAGAGAGAAAGGUUAAGGUUCGGAGUCGACCGCCUCAUCGUUGGCAGCUUACGCUAAUCCAUCACCGCAGUGCGACCGUACCAAGCCAUGCUCUGCUUGCUGCGCCAGAGGUCAUCCCAAGGAGUGCGAGUUCGUCGUGGGCGAAGGCAACGACUAUAGUCCUAUUCAACAGUCGUACGAGAUUCGAAAGCUUCGUGCUGAGAACCAACGGCUCAAGGAGAGGCUUCAACAAGCUCGCUUGACCGGCUCCGGAGACGACGAUGAUGAUGGCGACUCUUCUGACCGCAAAGGGUCGAGGACGACUUCGAGAGCAGCUGCCUCGCGCCAACGACGCUUCAAGACUGGAGAGCGGGUCGACAACCUGUACUUCGGCACGCCGGGUCUCGCCAACAUCGUACACGACGUAAGUGCUUGCUCCAUCGCAUCACAGCUUUUCAAAGUCCGACUGACGACGCAGUUUGCCAAUCUGCAAGUCGGCAGUCAAUCACUAACGCAUACCGUCCCACGAGGUCGAGACAUGUACCUGCCGCCGGACGGUCCAUCGGCAUACCCUUUCCCCAUCAUGCAGGGUGGUAAUUCCGCCGCGGAGCUCGCGAGAGGGCUCUUGAGAUCACACGACCUUGUCUACGAGACGGUCGAUAUCUUCCAGCGCAGAGCUCAGUCAUGUUACUUUCCACACACUCCGGAUGAGGUGACGAAGAGGGAGGUCGAGCGGUUCCUGUCGGACGCCGAAGGCAAUGCAGAGAAGUAUCCGGACAUGCUCGCUCUCAUAUUUGCGACCAUGGCCACCGGGAUGCAGAUGGGCGUGUACGACAGACAUGGCGGCUGGGUUGCCGGCGCAGUGGAAGAUACAAGAAGAACAAGUGAUGUCUACCGUGGGUCAACUGCAGACUUCGUCGCAAUCUCAUCCACUGACCACGAUGUAGUGGCCGCGGCGAAGCAAGCACUACGACUCGCUUCCUAUCUCAACUCGCCCACGUUACUCGGCAUUCAAACACUAAUCAUGAUGGGGCCAUAUUUGACAAAUAGUGGACGCUUCCUGGACGCUUGGACGUUGUUUGGCACUACCAUUCGCAUGGCGCACUCGAUCGGUCUUCAUCGCGAUCCGAAGUUCCUCGACCCAGCACCACCGUUACGUGAGUGCAGUAUCAGACGAACACUAUGGUGGUGGAUGCUGCAUAUGGACCAACAGUACUCCGUAACCCUUGGACGGCCGCUUGGUAUCUCUGGCUUUGGCGACUGCCCUGCUCCCGAGCCGCUCACGACGAACCCAACCAUACUGCGACUCGGCGAGUUUGUCGACCACUUCACCAUACUCGCGCGGCAAAUACUCAGCAGCGACGGCAUGAUGAAUGUGAGCAGGAUCGACGAGUUCACGGACAAAUUGGUUGGCCUGUGGGAUACCAUGCCGGAGGCUUUGCAGUUCAACGAGAGCUGGGUACAACCGGACAAGAUUUUACCGGAAUGGCCUCUUGAGGUCAUGUCUGCAAGUAAGUGGACGACUGCGAGGUUGGCCGGAGCCAGGCGCUGACGGACGCAAUAGUGCUGUUUUCCAAAGUUCAGUCCUUCCUCAUACUACUCAACCGCCAACGAGUCGAGCGGACCCAGGCGACACCAGGCGAUCAUUCUCCGCCGGGACACAUGAUGCCACCUCCUCGACCACAACAGAUGUCGAACUCGCUGCCGUAUGGGGAGCACGCAGCACCUGUGCGCGGACGAAGGCUAGUCAUCAACUCAUGCGCUCAGCUCUUGCAAGCAUUCAUGUUCUUCUACCACCGCAAUCCAGCAGUAUUGAUCUGCUGGACCAUGGGACAGCAAGCCUUCAACGCUUGUAUGAUUCUCAUCCUGCACGCCUGGGAGACGGAAGAGGAACACCACCAAUGGCUCGUUGAGAACGCGUUUGUCGCCUUCUCCGAGCUACAGAAUAAUGGAGUCCACAGACUCGCAGAAGUCGCUGUUCGCAGGAUAUCAGACGGUCUGGCGAUGCUCGGACAACGGAAACAGCAACGCGAGCAGCAAGCUGCCAUGUCGCGACGGCAGCCUGGCUAUCACCCACAACUCCAGAUCGACACGGCUUCGAUGACGGACUUUUCGAACGACGCUGUCAUGGGAAACACGGGCAUGUUCCUACUGGAAGACCCCGGACUACAAUCAUACACCGCGCCAGUCUUUCAACCGCUAGGAUGGCACAUGGCUGGUGGCAGCGCACACCCGUCAAACUCCUCCAACCCCACGACACCCAACAUUCCCUCGCCGAUCGUACCCGUCAGCCUAGUCACAGCGGCUCCUUUUCCGGUCAUGUGCUCCCCUCCGUUCAUGUCGCCCAUCGUUUCCCGAGUCGACGUCUUACCUCCGUCCUACGGUACCGCGCCACCUAUUGCCCAGGCAGCUUUUACGCCCAUCAACACGGCGACCGGCGUCCCCUUGGCCCCGGCACCGCGAGGAGAGGAACCGCAGUCUUUUUCUCGGGUCCGCGGUCCCCCUCAUGGCCACAGUCAUCAUCGGCAAGCCCCAGGGUCGGGACCGCGAGGCAUCAAUCAGCAUUCGCAUCAACACCAGCACCGGCCGGCGCGGAGUCAGCAGCGGAGGAAGUGA
Molecule: messenger RNA, 2734 nt
Organism: Lecanosticta acicola
Lineage: Eukaryota; Fungi; Ascomycota; Dothideomycetes; Mycosphaerellales; Mycosphaerellaceae
Source: the annotation of a GenBank genome assembly